Guillardia theta CCMP2712 is the source of this 768-nucleotide messenger RNA. RefSeq lists its product as hypothetical. The record is from RefSeq and is a predicted model, not a curated record. The transcript has 4 exons. Gene Ontology annotation, molecular function: cysteine-type endopeptidase activity. Lineage: Eukaryota; Cryptophyceae; Pyrenomonadales; Geminigeraceae. Gene Ontology annotation, cellular component: lysosome. Bases 1 to 768 code for a protein of 255 amino acids.
AUGCUUGCUGGACCUCCAGACUUUGACUAUCCCAACGUGAAGAUCCCAGACAACUUUGACGCUCGCACCAACUGGCCUCAGUGCCCUUCCAUCGCACACAUUCGCGACCAGUCGACGUGCGGAUCCUGCUGGGCGUUUGGAGCCGUGGAAGCGAUGAGUGACAGGUUGUGCAUCGCCAGCAACGGGACGGUCAAGGACGAACUGUCUGCAGAGGAUAUGCUCUCGUGCUGCCUUGUACAAUGCGGAAUGGGAUGCAACGGCGGUUUCCCAACGGGUGCCUGGAGGUUCUUCAAGAUGCAUGGGUUGACGACGGAAUCAAAGUACCCCUACGUGUUCCCCCCUUGCGAACAUCACAUCAACAAGACCCAUUACAAACCUUGUGGUCCAAGCCAGCCAACCCCCAAAUGCGUGCGAGCAAGCGAGAAGAAGCCAAGAUACCAUGGCAAAUCGGUUUAUUCCGUAAGCCCAGCAAAGAUUCAGGCCGAGAUCAUGACGAAUGGACCUGUGGAAGCUGCCUUCACUGUCUACCAAGACUUUCUUGCCUAUCAGAGUGGUGUUUAUCGACAUGUCAGUGGACCGGAGCUCGGUGGACACGCGAUCAAGAUCAUGGGAUGGGGAGUCGAGGCAGGCAACAAGUACUGGCUGGUCGCCAAUUCCUGGAAUGAGGACUGGGGUGACAAAGGUACAUUCAAGAUCGCAAGAGGAGAUGAUGAAUGCGGCAUCGAGUCAUCGGUGGUCGCUGGAAUGGUUGACAUGUCACCACGAUAA